AAAACCACUUUAUUCCUAAUCUUCCUAAUUCAAUCUCCAUUUUGCGAUAGUGCCCCCACCCAACCUGCGAUAACGUGAACGGCUUUUCUUGUUCCUUGUUAUGAUCAACACUCAUUCUUUAAAAAACAAAACCACAGUGGGAGUGGGUCCCCUACAAACCCGCAGAUAGCAUAACAUAUUUCUAUUAUUUUCCACGUUAUUCUUAUUAUCCCUCUCUCGAUCUUCACUUCACUACCCUUUUUUCGCUCUCAUUCACUCACUCCCAUCCAACAAUAUGGCCCAAAACGGCGACACUGAGGCCCAAAGCCCAUCAACCCCCGAGGCCCGGCCCGUCGGCGGCACCGAGUUCAGCUGGUGCAAGGCUGUUCCCAUCGGCACUGGCGUAACGGUUCUGAGCCUCCUCCUCUCAAAACCGCCGCAAAUCGCUGUUGUCCAAAAUGCCCUCCACAAACUCCAAAAUUCCCACCCUAUUCUCCGCUCCAAGAUCCAUCUCGAUCCCUCCAACAACACUUUCCACUUCCUCACCCCUCCCACUCCCACCGUCCAAAUCCACCCCUUCGAUCUCGCAUCAACGGCUCACAUCAUCCAAUGCCAAUCCGACGGCCACGAUCCCUUCCACGUGCUCCUCGAGCACGAGAUGAACCAGGAGGACACGUGGCGCGAUUACGCUGCCGACGUCGACGUACUCCACGCCGCCGUGUAUAGCAUCAGCCACGACCGCUUCGCCGUGUUCCUCCGCCUCCACACCGCUUCUUGCGACCGCGCCGCCGCCGUGGCGCUGCUCAACGAGCUCCUCCGCUUCGUCGCCGGCGGCGACGAGGCGAGCGGGGAGAAGGUAAAUUCUCCGAUCGAGGAUCUGAUUCCUGAGGGGAAGACGAACAAGCCGUUCUGGGCGCGUGGACUGGACGUGCUCGGGUACACGCUCAACGCGUUCAGGUUCGCGAAUUUGAGUUUCGUCGACGCUGGCUCGCCCCGGAGUUCGAGGAUAAUAAGGUUGCAACUGAACGUAGCUGAAACCGAGAACUUAUUAGCUGGAUGCAAAUCAAGAGGGAUCAAACUUUGUGGGGCACUUGCUGCAGCUGGAAUGAUUGCUGCAUGGACCUCUAGAUGCCUUCCUGAUUAUCAAAGAGAAAAGUAUGCUGUAGUAACACUUGUUGAUUGCCGCUCACUUCUUGAUCCAGUCCUUCCCAGCAACCAUGCUGGAUUUUACCAUUCUGCCGUCCUGAACACACAUGACGUGUGUGGGGAAACAGAAACCUUAUGGGAGUUGGCAAAGAAAAGCUACACAGCCUUUGUAAAUGCUAUGAACUGCAACAAGCAUUUCACAGACAUGUCUGACCUGAACUACCUCAUGUGCAAGGCUAUUGAGAACCCCGGUUUGACGCCAUCGUCAUCACUUAGGACAGCCUUGAUCUCUGUGUUUGAAGAUCCUGUCUUCGACGACUCGGCCGAAAUGCAUGGAGAGAUUGGAUUGGAAGACUAUGUAGGUUGUGCUUCUGCUCAUGGUGUUGGUCCAUCCAUUGCCGUAUUCGACACCAUACGGAAUGGAAAGUUGGAUUGUGCUUGUAUAUAUCCAUCACCCCUUCAUUCAAGAGAGCAGAUUCAAGGACUAGUUGAUCAUAUGAAGAGAAUACUUGUGGAAGGUUGUAACAGUGAAAAUCAACAAAUUGAACCAUAAUCCGCUUCUGAGGCUGGGCAAUUGGUUAUAAUUUCAUAAUCAAAUUCAUAAACUUCGUUGCCUCUUCAAUUUCAGUCUGUGACUCUGUGAUUCUCCUUGCUCUGUUGAAUUUCCCAGGGCCAGGUAUUUUAAUAUGAAGGUAGAAAUAAAUAUAUUGCAUGCAAUUUACAAUGAAGGAUUCAAAGCAUCUGCAAAAGUUGCCAUUACAUUAAAAAAAUGCAGAGAUUCAUUUUUCUACUGUCAUAUGGCCUCAAGAAAUGCAAGGUUUAUUGAUUUAUUUCAGUCUCAAACUUCGACCAUAUUUAUGACCGAGUUAAGAAGGAUGCUACUCACGCAUUUGCACUAA
Glycine soja is the source of this 2024-nucleotide messenger RNA. RefSeq lists its product as uncharacterized. The record is from RefSeq and is a predicted model, not a curated record. NCBI's taxonomy places the organism in Eukaryota, Viridiplantae, Streptophyta, Magnoliopsida, Fabales, Fabaceae. The transcript is spliced from 3 exons. The coding region runs from base 275 to 1678 and encodes 467 amino acids.